AUGUCCAUGAGCUGGCGUGGUGCUGGCGUGGCCCUGAACACAGAUACCUACUGCAUCUCAGACAUGCGGAGAGAACCUGCCUCGUCUAUGUGGACGCCAAUCACGUGUCACCCACACGUGUACAAAUGUGACCGCUGUGUCUAUACUAUCCUCAUGUGCACGGGUGCCCUCACCCCCUCAGCCAUCACCACCCUGUCCGCACCACCGCUGUCCUGCAUACAGGCACUUGUACCCUGGGCCCUGGCCCUCUGGGCCGCAAGCGUGACAGAGAACAGAAAAACCACGCUGAUCAAGGCCCUGACGGGUGAUAACACCAUCCGGCCCCAGGAUCGGCUGUUUGCGACACUGGACGUCACGGCCCACGCGGGGUGGCUGCCCUCCCGCGUGGCUGUCAUCUACAUGGACACCAUCAGCUUCCUCUCCCAGCUGCCCCACAGCCUGAUCGAGUCCUUCUCUGCCACCCUGGAAGAUGUGGCUCAUUCAGAUCUGGUCGUGCACGUGAGAGACGUGAGCCGCCCCGAGACGGAGCUGCAGAAAGCCAGCGUCCCGGCCGCCCUGCGGGGCCUGCGCCUGCCCGCCUCGCUGCUGGACUCCGUGCUGGAAAUUCAUAACAAGGUCGACCUGGUGCCCGGGUACAGCCCGGCAGGAUCCCAGGCCGUGGCCAUGUCCGCCCUCCUGGGACACGGGCUCCCGGAGCUGAGAGCCCAGCUGGAGGACGCUGUCCUGAGAGCCACAGGGAGACAGGUCCUCAUGCUCCGAGUCCGGCUGGCGGGGGCACAGCUGAGCUGGCUGCACCAGGAGGCGACAGUGCAGGACGUGGACCUGAUCCCUGAUGCAGGGGCGGCCAAUGUCAGGGUCGUCAUCAGCAGCUCUGCCUACAGCAAGUUCCAGAAGCUCUUCCUGGAGUCAGCCAGCCAGCCUGGUCCACUGUGCCGCGAGCAGCUGGGCCCUGAGAACAUGCCCAUGUGCUGGGAGGCAGGCAGUCACCCCAAGAAGGGGGCCCGGGCACGGCCGACCCCCGAGGUGCCCACACCCCGAUUCUGA
Molecule: messenger RNA, 1044 nt
Organism: Puma concolor (puma)
Lineage: Eukaryota; Metazoa; Chordata; Mammalia; Carnivora; Felidae
Source: RefSeq, a predicted model, not a curated record